Messenger RNA from Canis lupus familiaris (dog), 3386 nucleotides. RefSeq names its product leucine zipper tumor suppressor 2 (gene LZTS2). Bases 716 to 2713 code for a protein of 665 amino acids. Lineage: Eukaryota; Metazoa; Chordata; Mammalia; Carnivora; Canidae. The record is from RefSeq and is a predicted model, not a curated record. Gene Ontology annotation, biological process: cell division; negative regulation of canonical Wnt signaling pathway. The transcript has 6 exons.
GUUCCACCAGGCCGGGCCCGGCGGGCGCCGGGAGUCCGGAGCCCGGAGCUGGCUGGGAGCCGGCAGAUCUGCGGCGGAGAGGUGCCGGCGCUCGGGCAGGAGCUGGGCGGGAGCGGCAGCGGCAGCGGCAGCGGCGGCGCAGGUGGCCUGGGUGAAGACUAAGACGUAAACAGGCGCCGAGCACGUGAUCGCUUCGCAGACGAGUGGGCUGUGCUUCCCUCGCCCCCGCAUCAGGGCGAGGACCUCCCUCCCCAACCCUGGGCGAGUCUCCGAGGUCUCCUGUCGGGCCGUAUUCCAUUCUCCGCCUCAAGAAAUGUUAAGCCUUCCCCCUGAAAUGGGAGCACAACGCCCCCUGGAGUCCGGGUAGCGCAGGCCUGGAGACUCUUGGGCUCGGUGGGGUUACCUGGGCUCCUUGCCUUCCUUCACCCGAACGAACACGUUCGUGGGGCCCUCAUCCCGGAAGGUAUCGGAGGAGGGCGCUAUUUCGGGUGGCAGUAUACGGCAGCUCCGGCCCCAUACCUCCAGUCUGGGGAGCAGCUGCCUGAGAGCCGGUGGGUCCCUUUCCUACCACCACCCCUCCUUGCAGAACUGGGAGCUCCUCCCUUCAACUGUAGGAGCCGAAAACCCACUCGUGCGAGAGUGGGAGUCCUCCUUUCCCAGAGAAUGCAUAAAGGUUCCCCUGGAGGCCCUUGGCCAGGCCUGAGCCUCUGUCACCAUGGCCAUUGUGCAGACUCUGCCAGUGCCACUGGAGCCCGCUCCUGAGGCCACCACUGCCCCACAAGCUCCAGCCAUGGGCAGCGUGAGCAGCCUCAUCUCAGGCCGGCCCUGCCCUGGGGGGCCAGCUCCUCCCCGCCACCAUGGCCCCCCUGGGCCCACCUUCUUCCGCCAGCAGGAUGGCCUGCUGCGGGGUGGCUAUGAGGCACAGGAGCCGCUGUGCCCAGCUGUGCCCCCGAGGAAGGCCGUGCCCAGCACCAGCUUCACCUACAUCAAUGAAGACUUCCGGACAGAGUCCCCGCCCAGUCCAAGCAGUGACAUCGAGGAUGCCCGAGAACAGCGGGCACGCAAUGCCCAUCUCCGCGGCCCCCCGCCCAAGCUCAUCCCUGUCUCUGGAAAGCUGGAGAAGAACAUGGAGAAAAUCCUGAUCCGCCCAACAGCCUUCAAGCCAGUGCUACCCAAACCUCGAGGGGCACCAUCCCUACCUAGCUUCCUGGGUCCUCGGGCCGCCGGACUGUCUGGGAGCCAGGGCAGCCUAACACAGCUGUUUGGGGGCCCUGCCUCGUCCUCUUCUUCCUCCUCCUCCUCGGCUGCUGACAAACCCCUGGCACUGAGUGGCUGGGCCAGCGGCUGCCCGUCGGGGACACUGUCUGACUCCGGCCGAAACUCACUGUCCAGCCUGCCCACCUACAGCACCGGGGGUGCAGAGCCAGCCACCCACUCCCCAGGCGGGCACCUGCCCUCCCAUGGCCCUGGGCGGGGGGCACUGCCCGGGCCAGCCCGAGGGGCCCCUACUGGGCCCUCCCACUCGGACAGUGGCCGAUCUUCCUCCAGCAAGAGCACAGGCUCCCUGGGAGGCCGUAUGGCUGGGGGGCUCUUGGGCAGUGGUGCCCGGGCCUCCCCUGACAGCAGCUCCUGUGGGGAGCGCUCCCCACCCCCUCCUCCGCCCCCUCCCCCCCCUUCGGAUGAGGCCCUGCUGCACUGUGUCCUGGAAGGAAAGCUCCACGACCGUGAGGCAGAGCUGCAGCAGCUGCGGGACAGUCUGGACGAGAGUGAGGCGUACGAGGAGCGGCAGCGGCCCUGGCCUCGGGAGCGUGAGGCACUGCGGGACGACGGCUUCACCCAGGCGCAGCGGGCACAGCGGGCCCAACAGCUGCUCCAGCUGCAGGUGUUCCAGCUGCAGCAGGAGAAGCGGCAGCUGCAGGACGACUUCGCGCAGCUGCUGCAGGAGCGGGAGCAGCUGGAGCGGCGCUGUGCCACCUUUGAGCGGGAGCAGCGGGAGCUUGGGCCUCGGCUCGAGGAGACCAAGUGGGAGGUGUGCCAGAAGUCAGGUGAGAUCUCCCUGCUGAAGCAGCAGCUGAAGGAAUCCCAGGCAGAGCUGGUGCAGAAGGGCAGCGAGCUGGUGGCCCUGCGGGUGGCACUGCGAGAGGCCCGAGCUGCACUACGGGUCAGCGAGGGCCGGGCUCGGGGCCUGCAGGAGGCGGCCCGGGCUCGGGAGCUGGAGCUGGAGGCCUGUUCCCAGGAGCUGCAGCGGCACCGCCAGGAGGCCGAGCGGCUCCGAGAGAAAGCCGGCCAGCUGGACACCGAGGCGGCCGGGCUCCGGGAACCUCACGUGCCCCCUGCCACCGCUGAUCCCUUCCUCCUGGCAGAGAGCGAUGAGGCCAAGGUGCAGCGGGCUGCCGCUGGGGUCGGGGGCAGCCUGCGGGCCCAGGUGGAGCGGCUGCGGGCAGAGCUGCAGCGAGAGCGGCGGCGGGGUGAGGAGCAGCGGGACAGCUUCGAGGGGGAGCGGCUGGCCUGGCAGGCGGAGAAGGAGCAGGUGAUCCGCUACCAGAAGCAGCUGCAGCACAACUACAUCCAGAUGUACCGGCGCAACCGGCAGCUGGAGCAGGAGCUACAGCAGCUCAGCCUGGAGCUGGAGGCCCGGGAGCUUGCUGACCUGGGCCUGGCCGAGCCUUCCCCCUGCAUCUGCCUGGAGGAGAUCACCGCCACGGAAAUCUAGGGCCCUUGGCCUCCCAGAUCUGAGGGAGGUCUACUGCAGGGGAGUGGGGGCAGGAGCCUCAGGUCUGCUGAGGUCCCCAAAGUCUGAGAGCCCCAGAGCUGCUUGUCCCCUGGGUUCCAGGCCUCUGGGCCUCUGCCAAGAACUUGGAGCUGCCCUGUGACCCGGAUGGGCGAGAUCAAACUCCUUGAAGGUCCCCGUUUCACUGUCACGCUGAGGCUCCUACUCACUUGACCCAUUUCACCCCCACUUCUACUGCCAUUGCCAGUCUGCCAACAGCAUUACUCCCCGGAUGCCAGGGGGCUGGGAAGAGGAGGGGGCUCCCUCAUCUCCCUCAUUUCCACACUCUUCCCUACCCCAAAGCCAGAGAGACCCAGACUGCGCCAGCUGCUUCAGAUGUGCCUGCCCCCACCCUGCCCGUGUCGGGGGACAGGGCUGGGACUGGGGUCUGAUCCCCAGGCUCCAGCUCUGCAGCCUCUCUCCUGGAGUGAGGGGGCUGUAGUCAGACCAAAGGAAGAACUCAAAAUUGUCUUGUUUAUUUGUGUUUGUGACCAAGUGGCCCCUCCCCACACCCAGGUUUAUGGCCUCAUUUUCACUUGUAUAUUUUUCCACACUGUAAAUUUCUUGUACAAACCCAAAGGAAAAAAAUUAAAAAAUUUUUUUGUUUUUAAAAAAA